This is a messenger RNA of Puma concolor (puma), 1284 nucleotides long. It is a transcript of the gene KNG1, whose product is annotated as kininogen 1. Gene Ontology annotation, biological process: negative regulation of endopeptidase activity; negative regulation of blood coagulation; positive regulation of cytosolic calcium ion concentration. Gene Ontology annotation, cellular component: blood microparticle; extracellular region. NCBI's taxonomy places the organism in Eukaryota, Metazoa, Chordata, Mammalia, Carnivora, Felidae. The record is from RefSeq and is a predicted model, not a curated record. Gene Ontology annotation, molecular function: cysteine-type endopeptidase inhibitor activity.
AUGAAAUUAAUUGCUGUGCUUUUCCUUUGCUCUAGGCUGCUACCUAGCUUAACCGAGGAGUCCUUCUCACAAGAAAUCGAUUGCAAUGAUGAAGACCUAUUCAAGGCUGUGGACACUGCUCUGAAGAAAUAUAACAGUAGAAACCAAAGUGGCAACCAGUUUGUGUUGUACCGUGUAACCGAGGUCACCAGGACGGAUGACCCUGAGACAUUUUAUUCCUUCAAGUACCAAAUCAGGGAGGGAGACUGUUCUGUUCAAAGUGACAAAACAUGGCAGGAUUGUGACUACAAAGAAUCUGCACAAGCUGCCACAGGAGAAUGCUCCGCAACCGUUGGGAAGAGAGGGAAUACAAAAUUCUCCGUGGCUACGCAGACCUGCCAGAUUACUCCAGCCGAGGGUCCUGUGGUGACAAGCCAGUAUGACUGCCUUGGCUGUGUGCACCCCAUAUCGACUGCGAGCCUUGACCUGGAGCCCGUUCUCAGACACGCCAUUCAACAUUUUAACAACCACACCGGUCGUUCCCACCUCUUUGCUCUUAGAGAAGUCAAGAGGGCCCACAGACAGGUGGUGGCUGGAUGGAAUUAUGAAAUUACUUACUCAAUUGUGCAGACGAAUUGCUCCAAGGAACAUUUUCUGUUCUUAACUCCAGACUGCAAGUCCCUUUUGAAUGGUGAUAUCGGUGAAUGUACAGAUCACGCACACGUGGAUCCGCAGCUAAGAAUUGCUUCUUUGUCGCAGAAGUGUGAACUCUAUCCAGGAGACGAUUUUAUAGAACCGCCUCCCAGUAUUUGCCCUGGCUGUCCCAAAGAGAUACCUGUCAACAGCCCAGAGCUGGAGGUGGCUCUGAAUCAUUCCACUGCAAAGCUUAAUGCAGAGAAUAAUGGAACGUUCUAUUUCAAGAUUGACCACGUGAAAAGUGCAACAGUACAGGUGGUGGCUGGAAAGAAAUUUUCUAUUGAGUUCACAGCCAGGGAAACCACGUGCUCCAAGGAAAGUAAUGAAGAGUUGACAGAAAGUUGCAAUACCAAUAAAUUUGGAAAAAUUCUAGACUGUAAAGCUGAAGUUUAUGUGAUACCUUGGGAGAAGAAAAUUUACCCUACUGUCCACUGUCAAUCACGGGGAGAGACCACAUUGAUGAAAAGGCCUCCAGGUUUUUCACCUUUCCGAUCAGUACAAGUGGAGAAAACAAAAGAAGGAACAACUAGGCAUCUAAGGCCCUGCGAAUACAUGGGCCGACCUCGGGAGGCAGGGGCCGAGCCAGCAGCUGGGAGUGAGGUCUCUUGA